ACCAAAAAAAAGUGAUUGAUACUGUCGCUCGUUCUUCCCUAAGGCUUUCGGGACAAGUAAUUAGAUUGGAAUUGUAGUCAUGGUGGAAAAUGGUACAGAAAAUAGUCAAAAUCAUACCUGUAUUGAUAUGGAAGGUGAUGUGCUUGGACCAACACGUCCAGGCUCCACAGAUGCAUUAUCAAAGCCCACCAGGUGCAUCUUCAAAGUUCCCCAGGUGCUUAGGAGACAAAACAAAGAGGCAUAUGCACCGGACGUUGUCUCAAUUGGACCCUAUCAUUCUUCUCAAGGCCGUAAACGAUUUCAACUCAUGAAAAAAGUGAAACAGGGGUAUUUAGAGAAACUUCUCUUGCGUAUGGAUAGUAUAAGCUUUGAAACCUUGGUGGAAAGAAUUGUUAAUUUUUCCGAGCAAAAAAAAGGUGACGGAAGUCAGUCUUCUUUUAUCGGUACGGAAUUACCAGGCCUGCAGAUACACAGAAAGGAUGGCAGGAUUGGGUUUGAGAAACAAGCCCGUGAAUUUUACUCAGAACCUCUGAAGCAUCUAAGCUCAAAAGACUUCAUCGAAAUGAUGGUAGUCGAUGCCUGCUUCCUGGUACAACUAUUUCGAAAGCGUUUGAAUGGUCAGCUUAAGGACAUUGAUGACCCUGUAUUCGACAUGGCUUGCAUGUUCCAAUAUGUAUGCCAUGACAUUUUGCUACUGGAAAAUCAGCUACCUUGGUUUGUUCUCCAGUGUUUCUAUAGCGUUACGCUGGAAAAAUACCCUGGAGAUCCCUCCCUCCCUAUUCUUAUUCUCACUGGCUUCUCCUCACUCCCACCACUAGCGCAUAAUUGCAAGUCCUAUAAAAAGAAGCUUCUCAGUCGCCUUAAGAAUCUGAAUGACAACGGUGAUGAUAAAACUCUGCACAUACUUGAUCUGAUAAGAACUUCUAUUGUUUUCCCAUUCAGACAUGAAUCUGCUCGCUUCAACUCGAAGACGCAAUUAAUGCAUCCUGCGACUGCUCUCUCAAUGACAGGAAUCAGAUUUGCAUGCUCCAGCAAAAGUGACAGUAUAAUGGAGAUACGAUUUGCGGACGGGGUUUUUACAAUUCCACAACUAGAAAUUGGAGAAUUGACUGAAUCAUUGUUCAGGAACCUCAUUGCCCUUGAGCAAUGCUACCACGGUCAUUCGCAGCAAAUAACGUCUUAUGCCGUCCUAAUGGACAACCUCAUCGCCUCCAGCAAGGAUAUCGAACUUCUCUGUGAGAGAAAAGUACUAGGUAACUGGCUGAGCGCCGAAGAUGGUUCCAAGUUUUUCAACAGUCUUUAUAAUGGAACUUCGCUCGACAAGUUCUACUAUGGUAAACUUUGCACUACAGUAAACCAACAUUACGAAUCACAAUGGAACAGGUCGGUGGAAGAAAUCAAACGUGAGAAGUUUUCUAACCCAUGGAAACUUUUUUCAUUCGGUUUUGCAAUUAUCCUUUUAGCUCUCACCCUAUGGCAGACCGUCUAUAACAUUCAAGACCAUAUGUAGGGUCCACAUGUCGGACAGAAAUGCAAUCUACAUCUACAAAUGGAGAAAUUAUUUUUGCUAAAAUAUGAUACUUAUGAGAGAUAUUAUUUAGGAUUCCGAGUCUCUAUAUUUAGAGUUCAUGUAUUUUUUGUAUUUUGCUUUAUCUAGGUCAUUAUAAUAAUUCAAUAGUUUAAAAUAUGACAUGUCAUCUAUAGCAUAAA
This is a messenger RNA of Prunus persica (peach), 1710 nucleotides long. RefSeq names its product UPF0481 protein At3g47200. NCBI's taxonomy places the organism in Eukaryota, Viridiplantae, Streptophyta, Magnoliopsida, Rosales, Rosaceae. The transcript is spliced from 2 exons. The record is from RefSeq and is a predicted model, not a curated record. Bases 80 to 1510 code for a protein of 476 amino acids.